Messenger RNA from Ornithodoros turicata, 951 nucleotides. RefSeq lists its product as uncharacterized. NCBI's taxonomy places the organism in Eukaryota, Metazoa, Arthropoda, Arachnida, Ixodida, Argasidae. The record is from RefSeq and is a predicted model, not a curated record. The transcript has 12 exons. The coding region runs from base 1 to 951 and encodes 316 amino acids.
AUGUCAGAAGAUUCGGGACCUUCAACGCCUGCCGAGAGACGGUUUCCAUCUACCCCUCCGGCUUCUUCAACACGCGAGGAAGGCAUAGGACCGCUGGGUGCUACCGCGGGACCUUCAACGCCUGCCGAGAGACGGUUUCCAUCUACCCCUCCGGCUUCUUCAACACGCGAGGAAGGCAUAGGACCGCUGGGUGCUACCGCGGGACCUUCAACGCCUGCCGAGAGACGGUUUCCAUCUACCCCUCCGGCUUCUUCUACACGCGAGGAAGGCAUACGACCGCUGGGUGCUACCGCGGGACCUUCAACGCCUGCCGAGAGACGGUUUCCAUCUACCCCUCCGGCUUCUUCUACACGCGAGGAAGGCAUAGGACCGCUGGGUGCUACCGCGGGACCUUCAACGCCUGCCGAGAGACGGUUUCCAUCUACCCCUCCGGCUUCUUCAACACGCGAGGAAGGCAUAGGACCGCUGGCUGCUACCGCGGGACCUUCAACGCCUGCCGAGAGACGGUUUCCAUCUACCCCUCCGGCUUCUUCUACACGCGAGGAAGGCAUAGGACCGCUGGAUGCUACCGCGGUACCUUCAACGCCUGCCGAGAGACGGUUUCCAUCUACCCCUCCGGCUUCUUCUACACGCGAGGAAGGCAUAGGACCGCUGGAUGCUACCGCGGUACCUUCAACGCCUGCCGAGAGACGGUUUCCAUCUACCCCUCCGGCUUCUUCUACACGCGAGGAAGGCAUAGGACCGCUGGAUGCUACCGCGGUACCUUCAACGCCUGCCGAGAGACGGUUUCCAUCUACCCCUCCGGCUUCUUCUACACGCGAGGAAGGCAUAGGACCGCUGGAUGCUACCGCGGUACCUUCAACGCCUGCCGAGAGACGGUUUCCAUCUACCCCUCCGGCUUCUUCUACACGCGAGGAAGGCAUAGGACCGCUGGAUGCUACCGUUAAUUGA